Molecule: messenger RNA, 3393 nt
Organism: Phacochoerus africanus (Common warthog)
Lineage: Eukaryota; Metazoa; Chordata; Mammalia; Artiodactyla; Suidae
Gene: GRM3
Product: glutamate metabotropic receptor 3
Exons: 5
Coding region: 284-2917 (877 amino acids)
Biological process (GO): G protein-coupled glutamate receptor signaling pathway; regulation of synaptic transmission, glutamatergic
Cellular component (GO): membrane
Molecular function (GO): group II metabotropic glutamate receptor activity
Source: RefSeq, a predicted model, not a curated record
CCUAUAUGUUUAGAAGAUGGUACCUGGAGUCAUCAUCCCAUCAGAGAUUUGAAUGGGGACCAUCAAUCAAACAGCACUGUAAUCACUGUUGCUUUCUUUACCAUUUGUGCUCAUUUAAUUUUUAUCUCUUUAGGAGUUUGGUGACAGUCCCUGUUAGUCUGUUCCUCCUUUAUAUGAAGGACAGACCAAAGAUCCAGUUUGGAAAUGAGAGAGGAGGACUAGAGGGCAACACUGGCUCCACCCAUUGAUAUUUACCAGAGGUACAGAAGACAGAUUCACGAAGAUGUUGACAAGACUGCAAUUUCUUACCUUAGCUUUGUUUUCAAAGGGAUUUUUACUUUCUUUAGGGGACCAUAACUUUCUAAGGAGGGAGAUUAAAAUAGAAGGUGACCUUGUUUUAGGGGGCCUAUUUCCCAUUAAUGAAAAAGGCACUGGAACUGAAGAAUGUGGGCGAAUCAACGAAGAUAGAGGGAUCCAACGCCUGGAGGCCAUGCUGUUCGCUAUUGAUGAAAUUAACAAAGAUGAUUACUUGCUCCCAGGAGUGAAGCUGGGUGUUCACAUUUUGGAUACAUGCUCAAGGGAUACCUAUGCUUUAGAGCAAUCACUGGAAUUUGUUAGGGCAUCUUUGACUAAAGUGGAUGAAGCUGAGUAUAUGUGUCCUGAUGGAUCCUACGCCAUCCAAGAAAAUAUCCCACUGGUCAUUGCAGGGGUCAUUGGCGGCUCUUACAGCAGUGUUUCCAUACAGGUGGCCAACCUCCUGAGGCUCUUCCAGAUCCCACAGAUAAGCUACGCAUCCACCAGUGCCAAACUCAGCGACAAGUCGCGCUAUGAUUACUUUGCCAGGACUGUUCCCCCCGACUUCUACCAGGCCAAAGCCAUGGCUGAGAUCUUGCGUUUCUUCAACUGGACCUACGUGUCCACCGUGGCCUCCGAGGGUGACUACGGGGAGACAGGGAUCGAGGCUUUUGAGCAGGAAGCCCGCCUGCGCAACAUCUGCAUCGCCACCGCGGAGAAGGUGGGUCGCUCCAACAUCCGCAAGUCCUAUGACAGCGUGAUCCGUGAGCUGCUGCAGAAGCCCAACGCGCGCGUUGUGGUCCUCUUCAUGCGCAGCGAUGACUCCCGCGAGCUCAUCGCUGCUGCCAGUCGCGCCAACGCCUCCUUCACCUGGGUGGCCAGCGAUGGCUGGGGCGCACAGGAGAGCAUCAUCAAGGGCAGCGAGCACGUGGCCUAUGGCGCCAUCACCCUGGAGCUGGCUUCUCAGCCCGUCCGCCAAUUUGAUCGCUAUUUUCAGAGCCUCAACCCCUACAACAACCACCGCAACCCCUGGUUCCGGGACUUCUGGGAGCAGAAAUUCCAGUGCAGUCUCCAGAACAAGCACAAUCACCGUCGCCCUUGCGACAAGCACCUGGCCAUCGACAGCAGCAACUACGAACAAGAAUCCAAGAUCAUGUUUGUAGUGAAUGCAGUGUAUGCCAUGGCCCACGCCCUGCACAAAAUGCAGCGCACCCUCUGUCCCAACACCACCAAGCUCUGCGAUGCCAUGAAGAUCCUGGACGGGAAGAAGUUAUACAAGGAUUACUUGCUGAAAAUUAACUUCACAGCUCCAUUCAUCACAAAUAAAGGUGCAGAUAGCGUUGUCAAGUUUGACACUUUUGGAGAUGGAAUGGGACAAUACAACGUGUUCAAUUUCCAGUAUGUGGGUGGCAAGUAUUCCUACUUGAAGGUUGGUCACUGGGCAGAAACCCUAUCACUAGAUGUCAACUCUAUCCACUGGUCCCGGAACUCAAUCCCCACUUCCCAGUGCAGUGACCCCUGCGCACCCAAUGAAAUGAAGAACAUGCAGCCAGGGGAUGUCUGCUGCUGGAUCUGCAUCCCCUGUGAGCCCUAUGAAUACCUGGCUGACGAGUUUACCUGUAUGGACUGCGGCCUUGGGCAGUGGCCCAAUGCAGACCUCUCUGGCUGCUUUGACCUUCCCGAGGACUACAUCAGGUGGGAGGAUGCCUGGGCCAUUGGUCCGGUCACCAUUGCCUGCCUGGGUUUUAUGUGCACAUGCAUGGUUGUGACUGUUUUUAUCAAGCACAACAACACACCCUUGGUCAAAGCAUCGGGCCGGGAGCUCUGCUAUAUCUUGUUGUUUGGGGUUGGCCUAUCAUAUUGCAUGACAUUCUUCUUCAUUUCCAAGCCAUCACCAGUCAUCUGUGCAUUGCGCCGACUAGGCCUGGGGACCUCCUUCGCUGUCUGUUACUCAGCCCUGCUGACCAAGACAAACUGCAUCGCCCGCAUCUUUGACGGGGUCAAGAAUGGCGCUCAGAGGCCCAAAUUCAUCAGCCCGAGUUCUCAGGUUUUCAUCUGCCUGGGUCUGAUACUGGUGCAAAUUGUGGUCGUGUCUGUGUGGCUCAUCCUGGAGGCUCCAGGCACCAGGCGAUACACCCUUCCAGAAAAGCGGGAAACAGUCAUUUUAAAAUGCAAUGUCAAAGAUUCCAGCAUGUUGAUCUCACUUACCUACGAUGUGGUCCUGGUGAUCUUAUGCACUGUGUAUGCCUUCAAAACGCGGAAGUGCCCAGAAAAUUUCAACGAAGCCAAGUUCAUUGGUUUUACUAUGUACACCACAUGCAUCAUCUGGUUGGCCUUCCUCCCAAUAUUUUAUGUGACAUCAAGUGACUACAGAGUGCAGACAACAACCAUGUGCAUCUCCGUUAGCCUGAGCGGCUUUGUGGUCCUGGGCUGUUUGUUUGCACCCAAGGUGCACAUCAUCCUGUUUCAACCCCAGAAGAAUGUGGUCACACACAGACUGCACCUUAACAGGUUCAGUGUCAGCGGGACUGGGACCACAUAUUCUCAGUCCUCUGCAAGCACGUACAUGCCGACGGUGUGCAACGGGCGAGAAGUCCUUGACUCCACCACCUCAUCCCUGUGAUUGUGAAUUGCAGUUCAGUUCUCGUGUUUUUAGGUUGUCAGACGCAAGUACUCACAUGCAGCUCCGGAACGUGGAGAAAGAACUCCCCUUAGGACCUUUUUUUAGAAACAGUACAAUAAAUUAUUUUUGAGGACUGUACAAUAUAUAGUGACGUGCUAGAACUUUUUAGACUGAUUUUAGUGCCCCUCUUAUUAAUGAUUCCCCAGAACACAGACAUAACCAUUGUUUACAGAGCUGAGUAUUUGGUGACAGGGUCUGACAGGGUCAGUCUAUUAGAAAAUACGGUGGCAAUAUUAGGUAACUUUUUUUCCUAUGAAGUUUUUUGUAGGUCCUUGUUGUAACUAACUUAGGAUGAGUUUCUAUGUUGUAUAUUAAAGUUACAUUAUGUGUAACAGGUGGUUUUUCUCAGCAAAAAACAAAAAGCAUCUGUAUUAAUGUAAAGAUAUUGGGAAUAAAACCUUCAAGGUUUUCCAGCA